Drosophila takahashii is the source of this 6290-nucleotide messenger RNA. It is a transcript of the gene velo, whose product is annotated as sentrin-specific protease 6 veloren. Gene Ontology annotation, cellular component: nucleus; cytoplasm. Gene Ontology annotation, molecular function: SUMO-specific endopeptidase activity. NCBI's taxonomy places the organism in Eukaryota, Metazoa, Arthropoda, Insecta, Diptera, Drosophilidae. Gene Ontology annotation, biological process: protein desumoylation; proteolysis. The record is from RefSeq and is a predicted model, not a curated record.
UCGUUUUCCCGCCUAUCGCCGUUCUGCCAUCUCUGCCCCUCCCGCUCUUGUUGUUGUUGCCACUCUUCUUCUUCUUCUCCCAAUUCGCCAGAGCGCGCAGCAAACAACAAAACACACAGUGCUCAAAACCGCGAUAUCAACUGGCGUAAAAAAACGUUAUCACUCGACUUUCGCUAAACAACUCCAUUAUGUCGACCGAAAUGAAGGCAAACGUUCGAAAACCGCGUUCAAUGCGAAAAUCCGAAGAUUUUAAGCCAACUCCAGUGGCCCGAUUGUUUAGUGGUCCCUUUAAACGGGCUACAUGCCAAACAGAGGGACCACUAAAUAUUAGGCGAAGAGGACGGCACAAGGCAGACAUCGAUAAACCAGCGGCCCAAAGCAACGCUGCAAAAUGUUUGUAAACAGCUGACGAGGCCGCCAGGUGGCGCCCGCGUGCGGGCAUUGCCAGAUGCGAAAAAUCCACCAAAUGCUGCCCUGCAUUGUGAACGCCAUUUUUAUUGCAAGAAAGAAAGCCUGAAUUUUCAAGCAAAAACGCGAGUAAUUAACGUGUGAUUAUUGUGAAAAGCCAGCGCGAAUAUGAUUUAAUCGAGGACCAAUAGUUUCGGGGUGCGAGCACAGCGAGCGGCGCUACAAAGUUGCCAUUUUUGGAAAGUCGAAGGAGGAGCCUAAAAAUGGAGCAAUAUAUAGUGCCCCUGGAGGAGCCCGUCUACUCGGAUUUGCAGGUAGUGCAAGUGCCCCAAGAUGAGGUGGGGUCCUUGGUCCUGCAGGAUGACCAGCAACUAGUAUUCAACGAACAGCAGCAAGUUGUCUACCAAACGGCGGCUCCUGCGCAAUAUCAACAGCCCCAGCAGUCGGCUGCACCCACAUACCACAUAAUCGGAGGCGACGAUCUCGCCCAGCAGCAGCAGCAACACCAACAGCAGCAGCAGCAGCAGCAACAGCAGCAGCAGCAACAACAAGUUGUAAUGCAUCACCAGCAGCAUCAAGUGCAGCAGGUUCACUAUCAGCAGCAGCCAGAUCCCCAGCAGCAACAAUUGCACCUGGAGCAACAGCAACAGCAGCAGCAGCAAUAUGUGCAGCACCAGCAGCAGCAACCCGCCAUCCAGCACACGCAACAGAUUUACUACACUUCCGAGCAGGUUCUGCAGCCCAAUGCCAUUGUACAGCAUAUGCAGCAACAGAAGAAGCAGCAGCAAGUGUUGCAGCAACAACAGCAGCAGCAACAGCAGCAGUAUCAGCAGCAUGCACCCACCUACCAAGUGCAGGCUUCGCCCCAAGGGCAACCCCAAUUGCUGCAGAGCCCCCAGCAGCAGCAGCAGCAUCCGCAGCAGGCGCAACAGCAGCCGCAAACGCUGCAGCUGCAGACAUCGCCGGCCCAGCAGCAACCGCAGCAGCAUCAGCAGAUCGUCUACCGCAUGACCACCACCCAGCAGCCACAAAGACCUUUGGGGAUGCUCAACAACACGCACGUAAUUGUCCAGCAGCAGCCGGUUUUAAUCCAAGCUCCGCAGCAUCAGGAGCUGAUUAUGCGCCAGGCGGCCAUCCAUCCGUACAACAAUCGCGUCGUUUAUGCCACCUCACCGCAACAACAGCAGCAGCAACAACAGCACGUCAUCCAGCAGCACGUACAGCAGCAACAGCAGGUGCAACAGCAGCAGCAGCAACAGCAGGUGCAACAGCAACAGCAGAUGCAACUGCAGGCCACGGCGCAAACAGCCCACUUGGUUCAGGCGCGUGUGGUUCCGCAGCAGACGCAGAACGUGGUCUACCAGCAGUUGCAGGUGCAAAAGGUGCAGCCGCAACAGCAGCAGCAGCAGCAACCUCAGUUGGUGGCGCAACAGCAGCCGCAAUUGGUGACCACCACAGCCGCCGGGGGAACGCAGGUUGUGCGAGCUUCCUUUAGGAAAUCCGCUCGAGGAGGCGCUGUUUUGGCCAGACCAGGAACUCUGAUAACAACCAGGCCCACGCUCACGCCCACAACGAUUGUACGGCAAGUGAGGCCGCGAGGAGGAGCGGUGGGAGGUGCAGUUUCCGGCGGAAUGGUGAGGAAUAUGCGUCCUGCAGGCGUGCGACCCACUCGAGCGCAGUUGGUGGUUCAAACCAGCGGUGAGGGUCCCACCAUGCAAAUUGUGACCCAGGCCCAAAUGAAGCACAUAACCAUCAGCACGAAUCUCGGCCAGCCGCAACAGCAGCAGCAGCAGCAGGCGCAACAGCAAUUGCAGCAGCAGCCGCGUCACAUUUACCGCACUCACAUGGUCACCGAACAGCAGCAGCAACAGCAGCAGUCGCAACAGCAACCGCAGCAGCACCAGCACAUGCUAAUGAUGCGCCAUGCUCCAAUUCGCUACCGAGCUCCUGUAACCCUAACUUCCGCUGUAACAUCACCCGUGCCGGCACCUGCUCCCACUGCUCCUGCUCCUUCUCCUUCGCCCGUUCAGUCGAGCAACAUAGGCAUGGAUCUGGAGGAGCGCAUUCAGGCGGCGGUGCUCAAGAAGGAGCAGCAGAAACCGGUGCCACAGCCGGUGCAGCCCAUGCAGAUUGGAACGGGCACUACUCUAACCACUUACUAUCCAAGCGGCGGAGCUGCAGCGCAAGAGGAGGAGCAACAGCAGCAGCAGCAGGUGGUGCAGAGUCGCCCGGCCAGUGGAGCCAGCAUGACUUUAGCGGAGUACAAAAAGAGGCAAACUCUUUCGGCAUCGCCUGCUCCAGUGCCUCCACCCAAUCCCGGCCUGACAGCCAUGAGACCCACUGCUCCAGGAGCCCUCGUACGUCCCACGGCCAAGAUACAACCCACUGGAGGUUUGCCACCUGGAACCAGAAUCAUGCAGCCGCAAAGAGCCGUUCCCGCGGCUGUGGUGGCUCCACUUCCGGCGCCCGCAGCCGUCACUCAGGGAUCGUCGGUGAUGAAAACCUCGCACAACAACUACGAGAUUCACUCGCAACAUGUACUCAACAAUCGAGCCGGCCAGGAGAUAGCCGAACGCGACAAGAACAGCGCCAAGAUGUUGGUCAUCCUGGCAAGCGGCGAGCAGCGUUUGAUUACAUUCACGCUGCCCCGUGAAUCCUGCACGGUGCAGGAUCUCCUCGAGCAGGUGGGUGUGCCCUUUGACCACAACACCACCAUUCAGUGUGUCGAGCAUCGCGGUGCCAAUGUGGAUUUUGUCGUAACCGUGGGCUUUACCGUGCACGAAUCGGCCAGCGAGCUGAUUUCGCGCGCCGAGGAGAGCCUACAGAUGAAUCGUUCGCAGGAGAACCAGGCAGCGCCAGCAGCGGCAGCUAAUCCUAAUCCUCAACCCAAUCCAAGUCCCUCGCCGGCCUACGCUCAAGCAAGUGCCGCCGCCGAGCAGGCGAAACGCGAGGCAGCCAGUUCGGCGGCCAGUGGAAAUACCUCAGUUGGAACAACGGCGGUAGCAUCAGCAGCAUCUGGAGCUGCUCCCUCGGAGGGCAGGAAACUGAUCGAUGGCUUUCUGGCCGUCUGCCAGCUGUGCGGCUUCACGGGAGUGGAUCACGCCCGCUGCGAGCGGUGCAAACGUGUCUUCCCGGAGCCACCGAAGCGGAAGUCCUACAUGCCCAAGAACAGUGCCGCAUCCUCGCCAGCUUCCUCAUCAUCCAGCGAAGCGGUAACGGCAGCCACUUCGGCGGCGGAGAAGAAACGCGAGCUGGCAGCUGCCCGGUUUAGCCAAAAAAUGGCAGGAGUCGCCUACACUGGAGUGGGAGUUGGAGCACGCGGACGCGGAUCGUUGGCCAUGCGGGGCGGAAGAGCUCGAGGCGGCAGACGGGUGGCCGAAGUGGAUCCCGUGGUGCUGCUGAGCAGCGAAGAUGAGGCGGAUGAGGGUGAAGGAAAUUCGGAUUCGGGAAAUCAACCGAAUAACAAUUCUAAGUUAAACUCCAAUGGCAAUCUGCAUGAACUUUCCGCCGCCUUUGCCUGCGAACCAAAUCUUCCGGAGAUCGAUGAGGAACCUUUGUACAAAGAUUUCAGGCGUAGCGAUGUUACGGAUUUGUCUGAAAUCGCCGAGACGGAACAGUUUUCCACAUCCCUGAGAUGCAGCUGCGUGCGUUUGGUGCCCUACAGAUUCGAGAUCACGGAGCCGGUGGCCUUCACCUCGAAAGGCGUUCGCAUCGCUGGGAUUCUGAAGGACAAGGACGAGAAGUUCGUGCUGCACAUCCACAAGCAGGAAGUGAUCAAGGUCAUCGCCCACUUCGGCAAUGUGGAGCCCGCCCAGCCGCUGGUCACGCUAUAUCUCCUCAAGACCUGCGCCGAAUAUGUCAAGAAUCAGCUCCAACUGCCCGACGAUCAGCCGAAUGAACAAAUGGGCUUCAAGACGCACAGCUUUCACACUCGCCGCCUGAUCCUGCUCUUCGACAGCGUAUCCAUGUCUGCCCGCGGCAUAAUCAAGUCCAUGUUCAACUGUGUGGACGAGAUAUCCUCCACCGAUGCCGCCGAGAUCCUCGAGAGAAUUGCGGACUCUGAUCGCAAGACGCAGGACAAGAGCUCCCAGCCGCCGCCGCGCCAACUGAGAACGGACGAGCAGGUCAGCCUGCUGAUGUAUCCGCCGAAGGGAACCGGCAGCCUGUGCAUCCGCAUGGAGGACUACGUGUGCCUCACCAAGGAGUCCUACCUCAACGACAUCAUCAUUGAUUUCUACCUGCUCUGGCUGAGGAAUACGCUGAUUCCGGAGCCUCAGCGCGAGCGCACGCACAUAUUUAGCACAUUUUUCUACAAGAGAUUGACGACGCUAACGCGUCCGGCGGACAUGAAGCAGACGGCGGCACAGAAACGGCACGCUCGAGUGCAGAAAUGGACCAAGGUGGUGGACAUAUUCGACAAGGACUUUAUUAUAGUGCCCAUCAACGAGCAGUCGCAUUGGUUCCUGGCCAUCAUCUGUUUUCCCAACCUUAAGGGUCCCGUAACCUUUGAUACCAAUCAGCCUGUGGAGCCGCAGCACUUGAAGCGUCCGAGGGGCAAGAAGGUGUCGCUGCAGAUUGGCAACACGACCAUCACGCCGCUGACAAAAAGGGGUGAGAGUGGUGGGCAACUGCCGGCGGCUCUGACGGCGGACAAUGUCUGCCGGAUAGCCGACGACGAGAGCGAAAGGGACGAGGCGGAGGGCGAUGACAGCGACAUGGCUUCGGAGGAUAGCGAAAACUCCAAUUCGGCCAAGGAACCAGCCACCAGCACGACAGCAAAUUCCACCACCAGCAGCACGCCUAGUCAAUCGACUCCCAGUGGCGGUCCAGCGAGGAACAUUGCCUCCUCCGACGAUGUGCCCGCUGUUAAGCAACCUCUGAUCCUCAUCUUCGAUUCCCUGGCCGGCGCCUCGCGAAGUCGCGUGGUGGCCACGCUGCGAGACUAUCUGACAUGCGAGUAUCGGGUGAAGAAGCCGGAUGCGCAGGCGCACGUCUUCAACAAGGACAACAUGCCGGGCCACUGCGUCAAGGUGCCGCAGCAGAACAAUUUCACCGAUUGCGGCCUGUAUCUGCUGCAGUAUGUGGAGCAGUUCUUCAGCGAGCCCAUUAGAGACUAUAGGCUGCCCAUCAAGCAGCUGACCAAUUGGUUUGAUUUCCUCACCGUCACCAAGAAGCGCGAGGAUAUCGCCAAUCUCAUCCAGCAGCUGAUGGACGAGGGCAACCAGCAGCAAAGGCAUAUACUGCCAGUGAUUGAGUUCCCCACGCUGAACGGCCAGCUGGUGGAGUAUCCCGAGGAUACGGAGAGCGCUGAGUUCGAGGAGGAGGAGGGCCAUGACGACGAUGAGCCCACAAGUGAAUUGCAUGAUGAGAACAAUGCCGGCACCGACAUGGAAGUGGAUCCUGUGAACGAGGAGAAAACCUCCGCUGUAACCACAGUCGCUGCUCCAACGACGACGACGGCCACGACUGGCAAGCGGUUCGUGCUGAAGCGGCGUCUGCAAAACGGAUCCAUUUCGAGUCCCAGCAAUGGCAACGGCGAGGCCAGCAGCAAUGGCGGUGCACUGAUGCCCCAGCUGGUGAGCACAGCGGCGGCGGCGGCGGGAGUUUCGGCCGGAGUUCCCCACCUAACGACGCCACGUGGACCGAGCGGCGGCCUGAAGAUUCGCAAGAUCGAGCCGUAGCACCCGGCGAUUCUCGCCCUGCAAAUGCCCCACCUGCCUGCGCUGCUACAGCUGCCACAGCUGCGGCUGCCACACCAACACCUGUAAAUACGCCAUUACACAUUACAUUGGUUAUUUCUAUGUACUCUAUGUAUCUAAACAUUUGCCCCUAAAAACUAAAAACUAAACUAAAACUUACAAAAAAUAAAGACUUCAAUACUA